CAAAUUUGGAAAGAUGCACUCAGAUCGUGAUAAAGAUGCUGCAGAAGGCAGGUUUAGCAGCAAUGCCUUCCAAGGCGUUAUUCGAGAUAAGACUAAGAGAUUCUUCGGGUUUAAAACCACUGGAAAGUUUCAGAAUGAUCGAUUUAAGUCUAAACAGACGGAUCUGUUUAAGAAUUUUCAUGAUAGGCAUUCUGAUGAUCUUGAAAACCAAGAGGGCUCGUUCUUAAAAUCUAAGGAUAAUUUCGAUCCUGAUAAUCUUUAUGGGUCUAAUAAAAGGGAAAAGCAUGCUUUACCUCCAAGAUGGGUUGAUCACGAGGAAGAAAUUGAAGAAUACAUCAUUGAAAUCAAAGAGACUCUGCUCAGAUUUGAAAAAGAAUGUAACAGGGUAAAACGCCAUGAGUACAUGGUUAAAGAAGAAGUCCCCAUCCAAGCUAUUGAUAGACUCAAUUCCAAAAUUAUCAACCUGAUUAGGAAGAGUGAAAUAGGUCUGCAUGACAUCAAAUCUAUUGACCUUGAAGAUCCUGUUGACCGGAAGGUCAAGGAUAACGUUCAUUAUUCCUUAGCGAUCAAGCUGAAGGACUGUACUAGCAAAGCUAAUAAAAUCCAGAAGGAGUUAGUUGCCUAUAUGGAGUCCCAUUACAAUCCUGAGGAGCAGGCAAAACCAGGAAAUCUACUCGAUGGGUUCGAUGAUGAUGAAGAAGAAAUGAAUCAACAAGAAGUGAUGCUUGAGCAAAUGAAGCAAGCCAAGGAUGAAGAGAUUGAAGAUAUGGUCAAAGCUGCGAACGACCUCGCAUCUCUCUUUAAAGAACUCUCUGUCCUGGUCAUUGAACAGGGAACUGUACUUGACCGUAUAGACUAUAAUGUAGAAACAGCAUUGGUGAAUACCAAGAAGGGUAGAAAGCAUUUAGUCAAAGCUAAAGAAUAUUCAGAAAGCUCUAGAGCAAGGAAUAUAAUCCUUUGACUUGCAGCCUCAAUUUUGUUUUGUAUCGCUUUACUGAUUAUCAAGAAGUACUAAUACGUUUUGAUAGAAGUUCAUUCAACACA
Messenger RNA from Moneuplotes crassus, 1044 nucleotides. Lineage: Eukaryota; Ciliophora; Spirotrichea; Euplotida; Euplotidae. The record is from the annotation of a GenBank genome assembly.